CAUGCGCGGUGACUUGUCGCCGCGUCGUCGCUCGCCAAUCUCAUCCAGCAGCAUCGAUCCGGCCGAGUGCGUGAUCGUGAUCGUACGUCGCUGCGCGGACAGGGACCCAAGCCACUCGGGAGAAGCAAAUCACAAUGCCUUUGCCGCCUGUCGGCAUCCCGAAGGGCGAGUUGGCGAAUACACCGCUGUCCCGCACUCGCUUCUCCUCGUCACUUUCUCACCAGACGUCGUUCGAGUAUAAGGUGCUGGACGCCUCCAGACCCAAGCAUGUGCCCCGCGCAACCUCUUCGACAUGCUCUUCCCUCCAGACUCGUAACUCACGAAGCGCAGCCUCGCAGACGCAGAGCAAGCUCGAGUCUCUGCCCGUCGAGAUUGUCAACCAGAUCCUGUCCUGCUUCACCCACCCGCGCUCUCGCCUGCCGGGCCUCACUGAAACGCAAAGUGCACAUGACUUUCCCAGACAGACAAAAUCAGAGGUCAAGAGCAAGGAGGAUCUCACGCAGCCGCCAGACACUGACCGUUGGGCUGCCGACUUGUUCUCAUGGCACUUGCUCUCCCACCCUUUCCAUACGCUCUCAAUGACGUCGAAGCGCUGCAAUGAAUUGGUCGAGAGCUACUGUUCGCAUUUGGUGCGAUCUUGCAAUGGCACCAUGUUCAACUUGGCCUUUGCCCAACUCGACAAGUACGGCUCCAAGUGCGUGUACCCCGAUCUGAGCGGCAUAGUAUACAGGCGGCUGUGGCUCCAGCAUGCGCCCAGACGAUGCAUAUAUUGCUCUGCCGUGCUAGAUUGUUAUCCCUUUCGCUUGGUCAAGCGCGUGAUAGCAGCCUGCGAAGACUGCUUCUAUCGGCAAACACUGACUGUCGAUGAAGUCGAACGCCAAUACCACAUCUCGGCUGCUGCCAUCCGCGCGUCACCACAUAUCCGAAGCAAGCCUGGCUCCGUCUGGGUACUACGCAUUGACGUCGAGUCUCUGGCCCUGCAACUCUACGGCACACGAGCAUUUCACAGCGCUCAUGUAGAGCAAAUGGGCAAACCGUGCUCUAUCUGCGCCAUCACUAGAUUCCUCCCUACCCAGAACCAACUCUCCAAGCCAAAACCGAGCCAGAAAGUUCGACCACUUGCUAGUCUGAAGCGGAAAGCAAUAAAACGGUCGACGCGAUGAUGAUGAUGUAUUUCGGAAUAACUGUUUGUUUCUCUUGCUGGCCUUUGUAGAUGUGACCACGGUCAAAAGCAAGUUUCUCUCUUUUCGCAUAUGGCAUCACAAGCUUUAGAACUUGAUCUGAUGCUAAUCCAAAUCUUAUCAUUUUAUCCUUUUAUUCUCAGUCCAUGUAGAUGAAGAAGUGAUCCACUCUUCGCGGUUUCCUUUAACUUGGGACGAAGCAGGCUUCUAAAGCGCAAUGGCGGAUAUUGGCGAGGCACAUUCAUUUCAUGAGGGACAAUUAUACGAGAAGCAUAUCUAGACUGGACGAGGAACGAAUCAUGUAGACAUGAAGCACAGGUCUUAAACACGCUUUACACAUCCAUGCAAACUCCACGCAAGAAGGCCUAAGCAGAAGAAGGACAUUCGAGCUAAACCAAUAUCCUCGAGCGUAAAUAUAC
Messenger RNA from Cucurbitaria berberidis CBS 394.84, 1600 nucleotides. RefSeq lists its product as uncharacterized. The coding region runs from base 135 to 1163 and encodes 342 amino acids. The transcript has 3 exons. The record is from RefSeq and is a predicted model, not a curated record. Lineage: Eukaryota; Fungi; Ascomycota; Dothideomycetes; Pleosporales; Cucurbitariaceae.